UCAAAAAAGAGAAUUUUUGAGCCCCGUGUGCUAUUUCCUCUUCUGAAGUGAAGAAGACCCUGUCUCAUGUUCGAGGUUUUACGUAAACCAGGUCCCCAGAAACUAGGGCCCUUUUCUACCAGGGAAUAGAAAACACCGCCUCCGAGAGAGCCUGGAUCUUGCACUUUGCAUCUUUGCAACUGUGAGUUAGGCUUGGGCUGUUUGCCCCUCUUUGUUAGAUCGGAUCCUGUCGGAUCGAACAUUAUCCGCGGGGUUCAGCGCCGCCUGUUGUCGGUUCACGGUGGUUUUUCGUCGCUCGCUCCUUUCUAUUUUUCAUCUUCACGGUAUUUGACUACCUCUGGAAAUUUCGGCUUCCUUUUCACCUCUAUCUGCACCGGCGGUUUGAAAAUCUACAUUUGGGGCAUCACAAGUGUUUUCCCUGUUCAGUGCCGCCGGGACUUGAAUCUAUAAUUUGCUCGCUAUAUAGCUAGUCGGUUCGGGUGUUUGGUUACCAUAUUGUCGGAGGGACCUGGUGCAAUACACGGUGCGAGAAUUUAUCGUCGAUCGUAACUGUUACCGAUACAGCUUGGUUGGAUUUCGAGAAAUUUGUGGCUUUCAGGCAGCUAUGUUACCGCCCCAUUGUGAGCCCCGAGGGGCUUUCCUUACUACUAUUUCCUCCGUCUUCGGGACAUGUAUCCCUUCAGCUAUAAGUUUCGUCUCAACCGUUUUCGGAACGUUAUCAAUGAUGUCUUGGCUGUGCGCCCAGAUACCGCAGGUACAUAAAAACUACCUCAACCAGUCGGCGGAAGGCUUGUCGUGGGCAUUUAUGGCGAUUUGGCUGGCUGGUGAUAUAUGCAAUUUCACGGGUGCGGUACUCCUCCAUCAACAGCCUUUUCAGAUUGCUAUAGCCGCGUAUUACAUUCUCAUAGACACGGUCUUGGUGUUCCAACUUUACUAUUACGGAUUUGGGUCAGAAAGACUCGAUCGACGUGCUCCUGUGAUUAAGAAAAGUGAGAGCGAGGUUGGGGAGGAUAAUACCCGGACCCCGUCUCUAUACAGCUAUGGGACCAAUCAGAAUCCUAACCUCGAUGGAUUGAGGGAUAGAGUAAGAGUAGCAAGAACACAUUGUGACAACCGUAGCUUUCGGACCAUAGUCUUUGGGUCAUUGGCAUUGCUUUCAUCCCGCGCACACGCCGCACCUAUAGGAACCCAGGCCCCUCUCGCAGAGGUUGAUAUAGGCCAGAUCUUGAGCUGGACAAGUUGCAUACUAUAUUUCUCCUCCCGAAUCCCCCAAAUCUUGAAGAACCAUUCCCGCAAAUCAACUGACGGCCUCUCACCAAUCCUCUUCAUGGCUGCUUUCUCGGGAAAUUUCUUCUAUUCCGCGAGUCUGAUCAUUAACCCGCUUGGCUGGAACGACUAUCCCGCCUACGGAGGCGGUGGGCUUGCAGGCCCGGAUGGCAGUGUCGCGGACGAAUGGUGGAGCAGAACACUCCCGUUCUUCCUGGGGGCCUGGAGCGUGGUUAUCAUGGAUGCCAUUGUUGGGCUACAAUUCUACCGAUGGCCGCCGAAGAAGGACGAGUUAGAGGUAGUAGGAGCGCAGGUAGAGGAUGAGAGACAAGGAUUGCUCUCCGAGGUAGAGAGCUCGUAUAAUGAUACCGGAACUGGUUAGAAUUGGAGUUGGGGGGUUUUGUCUUUUUUCUUUCAGAGAAUUCAUUUUGCUGUUGCUGGGUUUUCGUCCCUGUAUUUUGAAUAUCAUCUAUAGCUCGGGUUGGGGCUUAACUACUUAGCUUAAAUUUCCGUGCUUUUAGAACUGUUAGAGAGAUUUUUGUACCUUUUUCUUUUUUCUCAUUGAUUUUAUGAUACUUUGGCGGAGCAGGGCAGAGGUAGGGUUUGGUCAGGUUUCUUGGACCUGAGUUUCGCUUUUUUUUUUUUUUUGUCACCUUGAUUUAUUGCUAGUUAUUUGGCAUCUCUUUUCCUGAACAGUUCAUUUCUUAAA
Molecule: messenger RNA, 1975 nt
Organism: Tuber melanosporum (Perigord truffle)
Lineage: Eukaryota; Fungi; Ascomycota; Pezizomycetes; Pezizales; Tuberaceae
Exons: 5
Coding region: 605-1648 (347 amino acids)
Source: RefSeq, a predicted model, not a curated record